CCCGCCCCGCCCGUCACGCGGCACCGCCCCUGCCGGCCGCGCCGGGCGGACCCGCGGCCCCGCGCCCCUCGCGGCCUGAGGGCUGGGCCGGGGCCGGGGCCGGAGCGCGGAGCCGCCGCCCGCCGGUCGGCGGUGAUGUGUCCAUCCCUGCGCCCCGCGCGCCGCGCUCCCAAAGCCGCUUCCAGCUAGAUCCAGGGCCGCCCGCUGCCAUGGAAACGGGCAGCCCGGAGGAGCGGGACGGAGGGGACCAGCGGCGGCAGGAGGGCGGGGACGCCCCUCCCGACAGCGCCAACGGCUCCGUGGUGGCCGCCGAGCCGCAGCAGCCGCCCCCCGGCAAGCUGAGGAAAACGGCCUUCAAGCUGUUCGGGGGCAAGCGGAGCAUCUGCACCCUGCCCAGCUUCUUCGGCGGCCGCGGCAAGAAGGGGCUCAGCAAGUGCAAGACCCACGACGGGCUGAGCAGCGCCGCCUGUGACAGGGGCGGUGCCGCACGGCCGGACAGCCCCGCGGAGGGCGGCAGGGAUGGGCAGCCCGGCCCCCUGCCCGGCUCCCGCAGCGCCCAGCUGGCCGUGGACACCGGCGCCAGGGGGGAUUUGGGCCAGCAGGAUGGCUCUCCCCCCGGGAGCAUCGAGGGCUGUGACAAAAAGCCCAACGGGGAGAAAUCCUCCGUCCCCAGACCCAAGAAAGGGCUGAAAGGGUUUUUCAACAGCAUCCGGCGCCACCGGAAGAGCAAGGCUGCCGAGAGUGAGAAGGCAGAGCUCCCCGAGUGGAGUGGGGACACGGAGGAGGCUGGGAAUGCUCCUGGAGUGGCAGUGGAGAGCCAAGGGGCCGUGGAGGGCAGGGGAGCAGGGCCAGUCCCUGAGGCCACGGCCGGCCCAGGGGACUCAGGGGUUGACUCCAGCUGUGGGGAGGCCACCGAGCCCAUGGGCUCCGCAGCUGAUGGAGGCACCUCCGAGGGUGACACGGUGGCCGUGCCGGGGAACGGGGAUGUUCCAGAUACAAAAUCAGAGGCUGAGGCUGCUGCCUGCGCUGAGUUUGACCGUGAGAGUUUGCUGCUGGCCUUCCACCCUGACUUCAUGGACGGUGAGCCUCCCUGCCUGCACUCCGGGGAGCUGCUGAGCCUCAUGCUGGGGGACGUCACCUCCCUGAAGAGCUUCGACUCGCUGACGGGCUGCGGGGACGACAUCGCCGAGCCCGAUAUCGCCGAGAGCAGCAUCUCGGUGGAGCGCAGCCGCGACGCCGCCAAGCGCAGCUCCUGCCUCGUCACCUACCAGGGCGGCGGCGAGGAGAUGGCCAUCCCUGAGGAGGCUGAGGAGUACCUGCAGCAGGUGUGGGACAGCGGCGUGCCGGGGGACAGGAGCUACGGGGCCCAGGUGUCCAGCAGCAGCCUGGAGACGCACGCCUCUCACGAGGCCGAUGCCCACCCCUACAUGGGGGAUGCCAUGGAUGGUGUUGACCUCCUGACGCCCCAGAGUGACCAGCAGGAGUCUGCCCCGAACAGUGACGAAGGGUAUUAUGAUUCUACCACGCCAGGGCCGGAGGAUGAGACUGGAGAGGAGCUCAAGAAGGACCGGCUGCCCCGGGACAGCUACAGCGGCGAUGCACUUUACGAGUUUGACGCCCUGAUGAGCCCCUCUCACGGGGAGGAAUCCCUGUUCGAGGGCAAAGUCCCACGCCAGGGCAUCUUCAGCUACUUCAUGGACUUCUGCCUCCCUGCGGAGAAGAGCCUGAUCCAGCAGAUGAUGGAUCAGAAAAGAGGGCUGAUGGAAACUGAAGAAGAGGGGAUUGCAGCCAUUCAGAAAGAGCUGCUGUACUGGGAGCUGCAGAGGGAGCCGCUCCUGAAACGCCUGGAUGUCUCCAGCAAGGAGAAGUGUCCCCGGGAAAAGCAGUGCAAUGAAUGUAAAACCAGAGCAGCCAGCUCCAUUGGCAAGAGUCAGAGUGGCCUUGGGGGUGAGCAGGUGGCCUCGCACACCCCAGGCCGGGCUGUCAAUGGUGGGGUUGCAGUGGCUAGGGCUGAAAAUCCAGAGUGGAGGGAUUUUCCAGGGACUCUGUGUCUGGAAAACUGUUACAACAGCCAAAAAGCCCCCGGAAGUUGCCUUAUUCAGCUCACAAAGAACAACCCGGGGUUCGAUGCAGACCUGGACUGUGGGAUGUUCGGGGACUCCCUCCACGGCAGCGCGGCCCCAGCCAAGGCAGGGAUGUUCCCUGGGUUCCGGCUGCCGGAGCAGGAGCACGGCGGCGGAGCAGAGCCCAGCCCCAGCGAGCCCCAGGCGGGCAGCGAGCCCGAGCAUGCCGUGAGCUUCUCGCAGGCUCUGGUGGAGUUCGCCAGCAGCGGGACCCUCUUCUCCAGCCUCUCUGAGAGCCUGGGGAGCUCGGCCUCCAGCUCGUCCUUCACCCAGAACCUCCCCGCCCUCCCCACCAUGGUCACCUUCGACGUGGUGGACGUGGAGCAGGACGGGGAAGGGGAGUGUGAGCAGCACGCGGAGCUGACCGCGGGCGAGGACAUCGCCGAGGCCUUUGAAGAUGGCUAUGGACAGAAAGAGUCCUUGGCUGAAUGUGACGAGAGAAUGUCCCUUGGCUUCUCCCCGGGCUCCUUCCAGAGCUGCAACUGGGGGGUGGCCAGCCUGCCCCGCCACCUGCGCCUGCACGGGCUGAGCCCCUCCAUGCCCGCGCCGCUCUCCGUGGACCGGAGGAGCCGCUCGCUGGACACGGAGAGCCUGGAGUUCGAGCUGGCCGAGCCGCAGCGGGCCCGGAGCGGCCCCCAGCCCUGCCGGCUCUGGGCCAGGCACGAAGCUGGCAGGAAGGACUCUGCUGGAGCCAGGAGGAGCAGGAGCAAGGAGGAGGGUGAGCUGGUGGCUCCCGAGGGUGGCUUGAGCUGGCUGGGCCUGCGGCACCUCCAGCACGGCCCCGAUGCAGCUCCCAGCGGGAUGGAGCUCUGGGACUUCGCCCCGGCGGGCGCUGUCGAGAGCGUCUGGGAGCCAUCGGAGCUGCCAGACACCGUGACCCCUUUCCUGCCUGUCUCCCGUGGCACUGGGGAGGCUCCGGAGCGGCGGCCCCAGGAGCCAGAGCUGAGCAGGCCCGCGCUCCGGCCCUCCAACCUCCCCCUGCAGCCCGAGGCCAGGCGCGCCCGGGAGCCGGCCGCCUCCUUCCGCUACCACGGGGACGUCCCCAAGCUGUCCCGCCUGGUACCCCUGGGAGAAGCAGAGCUGCCCCCGAGCUUUGGCUUCGCCUGCUCCCCAGAGCACCGUGCCAGGGGCAAACCUGUGGGCAUCGCCCAGGGUGUGCCACAACAUCCUGGGAACGGCAGCGGGGACAGCGAGAGCGCGGAGCGCUGCGCCGAGCCCCUCAAGGGCAGGGCCACCCCGGGGCACGGCGCCUGCCGUGGCACCGGGUGCAGUGUCACUGACGCUGAGUAGCUGCAGGAAUGUCACCGUGUUACCCGGCUGGGGGGCUGCAGGAAUGUCACCGUGUCACCGAGGCGAAGCUAUCUGCAAGAAUGUCACUGUCACCAAGCCAAAAGGCUGCAGGAAUGUCACCGUGCUGAGGCUGCUCUGGGCAGGGCUGAAAGGGGAGCAAAGGGAGGGAGAAAGCCAGGAGCAGUCUGGGGAGGACUUGAGUUUGAGCUGGGCUGAUGCUCCUCUCCUGCAGCCAUCCGUGGCCUUGCCCUGUGGAUGCUCUGGAGGCAGCUUGGAGCUGCCUCCAGGAUUCCUUCAUCACCACUGAGGCACUUUCUGGUUUUCCAGCCCUCUCCAACACCAGGUGCAGCAGCAGCCCCUGGCAGAAGCUGGGGAUGGACCCGUUGCUGGUGUGGCAGGUUGGGGUUUGUGCAGGACUGGGGCUGGGGGAGCAGGCCCUGGGCAGAGUUUUGAGGGAAAUGGGGCUGUUUUCCUCUUCUGGGUGAAAGGUUUUGGUUCAGACUCGCUUUGAAUGUCUUCCAGCCCGGGCUCAGUGUGGGGAGCUGGGAGGAAGGGUGCUGCUUGUUCCAGAGCAAGGAUGGGGCAAGGCAGCUGGAAAGGGGAACUUUGCAGCAACGUUUUUAUUUAUUUGAUUUGUCCUUGCCCCAAAGGAAAGCAGGAGCUUUUGUGUGCGUGCUGAUAAUGUUCUCCAGGUCUAGUUUCAGUUUGCUCAGAGAGAUGUGCUGUCCAUGGUGUCCCUUUGAAGAACAAAGUGUUGGUCCCUUCUUUGUUGUGGUCUGUCUUCACGGUGCAGAAUUCCUGGUGGAAACCUUUCCCGUGCUUUGUCCUGGGCUCCUGGCCUCUCCAGGGCCGUGGGGACAGCGAUGAGGCCUUUGAAAUAAGCUAAAUUUGCAUCAUGCCUGUAGCUGUGAAGUGGCAGGUGAUGUUACUUUCUCAAAAGGAAGCUUUGUGGCUUUUUAAUUUAAUUUUAUUAUUUUAAGGUUGUUUUCUUUGCAUAAGCCCUCAGGAGGAAGGUUUUGUGAUCCUUGGAAUUUGGGAUGGACCGCAGCUACAUUGGGCUUCACUCCUCCUGUCUGGAGGGAACAGAAAGCCUGGAAGCUGCUGGAGGUUGGGGAUUUUAUGUCUCUUUGAAGGAACAUGGAGGAGGGACACAGGCUGAGGGCACAGACUUUGUCCUGUGAGCUCCUGUGACAUCUGUUCCAGGCUCCUGGUCCCCUCUGUGAUCCCAAACCCCCUCUGCUCUGGUCCAAACCCUCAUCCCAUGACACAAAGCUGCUUCCCUGUCCUAGCUGUGUGUUCUGAGUUAAUUCCAUUACCAGUGAUUUUUGUUUUCCCCCACCUCAUUGCCCUUUCUCUGUUUUUCUUUGCAGCAGAGUUUGUAGCAUUCAAAAAAAAAAUCCCAAUGUGGAAUUUUGGAGUUCUACCACAUUUGUGGAGUGAGGGAUGGCUCUGCUUGGGCCAGACUGGGUUUUCCUGCUGAGGCCUGCCCUGCUGGGUCACCCUCCUGCUGCUCUCCUGCUCCACAAGGAUGUGGCUCCAUCAGCUGCUCCCUGCCAUCCCUGGAUCUCCAGGCACAAGGAGCUGCUUUGGGUUUGAUGGGUUUUUCCCCCCAAGCAAAAUGAGAUCUUCAUAUUCCUUUUGAGAAAAGGUUCCUCCUGCCCUGUCCUUGGAUGUCUGGGAGGAGCAGGGAGAGGCAGGGCAGCCUUGGUUCAGCCCCUGUGUGUGAUGUGAUUUUCCUGCCGAGGCAGAGCAGAUCCAUCUGGGCAUCCGUGGGCUCAAACUUGAAUUUUUCCAUAUUUUCCUGCCAGCCCUGCUGCAGGGAGUUCACAGGAACCUGCUGUGCCAUGGUUCUUUCCCCUCAUCCCUCUGGGACACCAGAGAGGAUUUCCUGGGACCCCCCUGGCUCUUGGUGCCACUGCCACUCCCAGAAGGGACAAUGUGAGCCAGGGGAAGGUGCCCUGGCUGGGGGUUGUCUCCCCUCGUUAGCACAGCUGCUAAUGAACGUGGGGUAUCCCUCCCUGGAGCAGGGCCAGGGCAGCUCUGUGCCCAUCUCACCCCACUCCCAGCACACAAACCACGGGCACACCCUGCUGGGGACCCCACAGGGACAUUGCCACCCCCUCGUGCCCCUGGCUGGGUUCAAUCCCUGUUCCCUUUCCUUUCAGCGUCUCACCAAAGGCAUCUCGGGGGUUCCAGGCUCUGGAGCUUUGUUCAGCCAAAGCUGGGAAUGUCUUGGUGCUAAAUGAAUGUUCCAGGUGUCCCUGGGAUCCUGGGGCUGGCUGUAGGUACGAGGUGGGGAUGUUCAGUGGGAGCAAUACAGCCAAGGCUUGCUAAUCUGACUUUAUACCAAAGGUUUCUCCUCUUAAUUCGAUGGGAAUUCAAUGAGGCAAAUAUCUCUGGAAUUCAAAUGAGUUUUCCUAAUGCAGUUUAGUCACUAAUUUGCUGGAUUAUUGGCAGAUUCUGCCCCAUUAACCCAAAGAAAUUGGAAUUUCUAGUGCAGUAAUUCAGCCUGUAAAUGAUCACUGCAGUAGGGAUUGGAUUUCACUGCCUGCUGAGCCACUCUUCCCAAAAAACCCCACUUGGGAUCCAUGGGAACAAAGCUGGGCUGGAGCUGGGUCAGUCCAACACUGCCUUACCUGAGGAGCUCACAUCUGGGGCUGGUCACUGGGGCUUCUUGUGCAAAAGGGCUUCCCAACCAGAAACCAGUCAGGAACAGCAGAAUGUUCAGAAUAUUUAGGAAAAACGUGAGGAAUUCACCUGUUCCUUGCAGGGAAGGGAGGGGCUGGGGCUGUGCAGCUGUGAUGGAACCACUGCCACUGGGGUCAGCUGUGUUGCAUUCUGGGGACUUGGGGGUUUUCUUUCAUUUGUUUGUUUUUAUACACAUAAGGAAAUGGUCGAUUUUCUCUAUUUUUGUAUAGUUUUGCAUUUUAUAAUCAUGGGGAAGUUUUACAGACUGUUCUUUUACUCGUGUGUCUUGUCUUUCCAAGUGGUGUGGUUUGCUUUUGCCAUGGAUAAAAGGCAUUCCUGCUGCUGCCCACAUCCCACCCUGCUCCCUGGGAAUGUGCUGGGGGCUCUUCCCACCCCCCAGCCCCUCACAAACACACUUUGCACACACUUGAGACGUCCUGAACCCUCCUCUGUCACACUCAGCUGUCUGCUUUUCAGCGUUGUUUUUAAUCUGAAUGUGUGGAUUUUGGUGAUUUCUCCCUCCAAGUGUUGUAAAAAGCCCACAGCUUUCAGCUGAGGCUUUUCCUGCUGUCUGCUGAUGUUAUUUUAUCUCAAACUGGGGCUUUUCUUCAGUCCUGUGCAGGAGAUGCUGUUGGCUGGUGCAUGGAAAUGCUCUUGGACAGGUUUCCUCUCCCCUUGGUGCUCCCUGGCUGGGAGCUGGGAUUCACCCUGGUGCCUGAGGAUUGCUCCUGAAAUAAUCCUAGGAUUACCAGGGCUCCCCACCUUCUCCUCAUUCCCCUCUCCAGGGAGCUCAGCCCUGUGCUCUGCAUCACUAAAACAUCUCCCUGGAGUGACGCUGCCUUGAACUUCAGGAUCAGAGGAGAGGAGAGCUUCUGGAAUGCUAAAAUCCAGCCCAAAGCAGAUUUUCCUCCCCUUUUUCCCCAGCAGAGGUGGCAAUUGUCACUGAUUUGGCUCUGCAGAGAUUUUUUUGGGUUUUUUGUCUUCUAAUUAAUAACUUGUCACCUGAUGGUGCUUUUCAGAGUUUCUCUGGGUUGGGUUUGCCCCAUUCCCCACAGGGAUGGACGGGAAGGUUUUUCACUGAACAUUCCUGGGGCACUCAGACCCACCUUCCACAUUCCCUCUGCCCUGGAAUUCUGGGCUUCCUCCUCUCCAGCUGGGGCCUCCUGCUCAUCUCACCCACACUGAGUCACCCCAAAGCUCCAUUUGGGUGAAGUGAGGAAUUCAAAUCCCAAAAAGCCUCUCAGCUGUAAGGAAAUAAUGAAUUAGCCCUUGUCCUUGGCUGCCCCGCCCUGCUGCCAGGCUGGCAGCUCCUCCCAGGUGACCAACCUGGCUGAAUUUGGGGUUUUUUGUUUCCUUCCUGCUCUCAUUGCUACUAGUCCUUUCAAGUUUUUAAUGUAUUGAUUGUGUUUUAAAAUGAAUGUUCCUUUCACUGAAUUCUAAUGAAUAAAGUGCAGAUUUUUAGAGAA
This is a messenger RNA of Passer domesticus (house sparrow), 7567 nucleotides long. It is a transcript of the gene AMER1, whose product is annotated as APC membrane recruitment protein 1. The record is from RefSeq and is a predicted model, not a curated record. The coding region runs from base 210 to 3413 and encodes 1067 amino acids. The transcript has 2 exons. Gene Ontology annotation, biological process: regulation of canonical Wnt signaling pathway. NCBI's taxonomy places the organism in Eukaryota, Metazoa, Chordata, Aves, Passeriformes, Passeridae. Gene Ontology annotation, molecular function: phosphatidylinositol-4,5-bisphosphate binding; beta-catenin binding. Gene Ontology annotation, cellular component: plasma membrane.